This is a messenger RNA of Stylonychia lemnae, 894 nucleotides long. The record is from the annotation of a GenBank genome assembly. NCBI's taxonomy places the organism in Eukaryota, Ciliophora, Spirotrichea, Sporadotrichida, Oxytrichidae.
AUGGGUUGUCGCAGCUCAAAAGAGGAGCAUCUGUUAAAAAUCAUUGAAUUAUCUAACAAUAGAUUAACUGAUUAGGAUAUUGAAGAGAUAAUGAUGAACACUUAAUUCAAUGAAUUAGAAUUAUUGAAACUGUAUAGAAAAUUUAAAGAACUUGACAUUAUAAAAAGGGGAUAACUCACUAAUAAGGAAUUUUUGAAUUUGCCUGAGCUUAAGUACAAUCCUUUCAGAUCUCGAUUAGUAGACGGAUUCUAAUUAAAAUCAGAUGAGGAUGUUAAAACAAUGAGGUUAAUGAGAUAGGAUUCUCUAUAACUGGAGGAUUUUAAUGAUGCACUCAGGAAGGAGACUGUCUCUUUUCCGGAAGAAUAAAAAGGUUUAAACUUCGAUGCUACUUAAACUGAUCAUCCAGGGGAGAACGGCAAAGGCAAGUAGGAAUUCAUGGGCAAGAAGGGGAGUAAGGUAGCACCAGAUGGUAUAUCAAGAACUAAGACUAUGAAUGAUCUAGUAGAGGAGGAGGAUGAACAUCUUAAGACAGAAGAAGAUGAUAAUGAAUUUGUUAAGAAGCUCGGAACUGAAGCAUAUAUAACUUUUGCAGAGUUCGCCAAGUAUUUAUCUCUGUUCAACCCAAAAACGGGUCUUGAUGAAAAAAUUUAAUUUUAUUUCAGAAUAUUUGAUACUGAUUAGAAUAAGAGGGUUGAUGAGAAGGAUUUAGGGAAUAUAAUGAAGCUAUUGUUUGGUAAUAGAAUGUCAUAAGAAGAUAUCAAAACUUUGCAAGAAAAAAUCUUUGAGGAAGCUGAUACAGGAGCUAAAGGCUAUCUAGACUAUGAUGAUAUAUAAAAGGUACUGUGGGCAACAAAUUUAGAGCAUAAGUGCUCAAUGCAUUUCUUCUAGAGCUGA